AUGGAGCCCGCGGGCGGCAGCAUCCAGGCGCUGCUGCGGGCCGCGGAGUUCCUGGAGCGCCGGGACCGCGGCGCCGCCACCGGCACCGGGAGGGGCGGCCGGGCCCCGGCGGGCCUGGCGGAGGCCGAGCACGGCUACGCCUCGCUGUGCCCCGCCCGCGCCCGGCAGGCGGCGGGCAGCGAUCGGUCGGUGCACAACGCGCUGGAGAAGCACAGGCGAGCCCAGCUCCGGCGCUGCCUGGAGCAGCUGAAGCAGCAGGUGCCCGCCGGUACCGGGCCGGCCCGGCCCACCACGCUGAGCCUCCUGCACCGCGCCCGGCUGCACAUCCAGCGGCUGCAGGAGCAGGAGGUGAGGGCGCGGCGGGUGAAGGAGCGGCUGCGCAGCCAGCAGCGGAGCCUGCGGCAGCGCCUCGAGCAGCUGCUCGCACCUGCGGGCAGCGAGCGGCUGCGGGCGGACAGCCUGGACUCGUCCCGGCUCUCGGAGCACUCGGGCUCGGACGGAGGAAGUGCCGCCGCCAGCCUCACCGCCCAGGCACAGGGCACCGGGGGACACCGGGCACCCGGGCGCUGCGCGGAGCCGGGCACGGCGCAGCUAACGGUCCCCGCUGCGCACAGCAGAGCACUUCGAGAGGGCGGAAGAGGCGCUGGCAGCCGGCCCGGCCACGGCGGGGAUGCCGCGGAGCCCGAGGCUGCCUGCAGCUGGCACUGGGCAGUGCCCAGCCCCGCCAGACGCGGCCACCGGCCCGCUCCGCCGCCCGCCGGGGCCAGGAAGGGGAAGUGAGGGCGUUGAGCAACUCGCCCACACGCUCCCACUGCUUCCUCGGCCCCCCUCCCCUGUACAUACCCGACACUAUUGCAGUAAAGGCACUUGGUCAAA
Messenger RNA from Cygnus atratus (black swan), 876 nucleotides. RefSeq names its product MAX dimerization protein 3 (gene MXD3). The record is from RefSeq and is a predicted model, not a curated record. The coding region runs from base 1 to 780 and encodes 259 amino acids. Gene Ontology annotation, biological process: regulation of transcription by RNA polymerase II. The transcript has 5 exons. Gene Ontology annotation, molecular function: RNA polymerase II cis-regulatory region sequence-specific DNA binding; protein dimerization activity; DNA-binding transcription factor activity, RNA polymerase II-specific. Lineage: Eukaryota; Metazoa; Chordata; Aves; Anseriformes; Anatidae.